This is a messenger RNA of Exophiala aquamarina CBS 119918, 1539 nucleotides long. RefSeq lists its product as uncharacterized. Gene Ontology annotation, molecular function: transmembrane transporter activity. The transcript has 4 exons. NCBI's taxonomy places the organism in Eukaryota, Fungi, Ascomycota, Eurotiomycetes, Chaetothyriales, Herpotrichiellaceae. Gene Ontology annotation, biological process: transmembrane transport. The record is from RefSeq and is a predicted model, not a curated record. Bases 1 to 1539 code for a protein of 512 amino acids. Gene Ontology annotation, cellular component: membrane.
AUGGAUGACAAAGGACCCCCUGAACAUUCAGAGCACCCCCAUCAGGAUGGGUAUACCGAUGAAAAUGAGAAAGGAGCCACUAUCGACAACGUCCACAUGGACGACGGCAUGAAAGUAUUUGCCACGUACAGCAGAGAGCGAACAUGGGACGCCAGUGAAGAAAAAGCCUUGCUAAGAAAGAUUGAUUGGAAGGUCAUGCCACUCUUGUUCUCAACUUAUGCCCUUCAGUUCUACGAUAAGGCCAUGCUCUCACAAGCAGCGAUAUUCGGACUCAUCAAGGACCUCGAACUCACUGGAAACAGAUACAGUUUCUCAUCCUCGAUAUUCUACCUCGGUUAUGCUGCCGGGACAUUUCCAGCCAUGUUGCUCAUGCAGCGGUUUCCUGUGCAACGGGUAGCGGCCACGAUCAUCCUACUAUGGGGCAUCUGCCUAUGCUGCACAGUGGUCUGUCACGACUACAGGACUCUCUACACUCAGCGGUUCUUCCUCGGAUUCUUGGAGGGUGGGGUAUCUCCAAUGGCGAUGGUGAUUGUGUCGAACUACUACACAAAGAGUGAGCAGGGAUUUCGUCAAGGAAUUUGGAACUCUUCCGCGGGAUGGAUCGCGAUGUUCUCACCUUUAAUCAACUACGGGUUGGGACAUAUAACUGGUGGCAGCCUCGCAACUUGGUGCUAUAUGUAUCUUUUUGCAGGGUCCUUAACAUGCCUCUACAGUUUGCUUGUCCUUUUCUUCCUACGUUCUGAUCCGGUUAACGCAAAGGGCUUAACCGAACGUGAGCGCUAUAUUGCUGUCGCACGGCUUCAGUCCAACAAUGCGGGUGUUCGCAACACUCAUAUUAAAUGGGUUCAGAUUAGAGAAGCUGCCCUUGAUGUCAGGUUUUGGCUGGUGUUUGCUGUGGCCUUUUUGAGUAUGAUGACAAACGGGCCUGCGUCAACGUUCGUCCCGCUUAUCAUCAACGGCAUGGGAUACAGCCGUCUACAUAGCCUGCUGUUGCUGAUGCCUUUGGGUUUUGCAGCCGGAACCUUACCAUUGCUUUCGGCCUAUUUGUCCAGCAAAUUCGCUCACCGCAAAUGGAGAACUUGGGUGGCUUCGAUCGCUGGUAUUCCCACGGUUGUGGCCGCUGUGAUGUGCUGGAGAUUACCGGACUCGGCCACCGGAGCCCGACUAUUUGCCAUCUAUCUCUUGGGUGGAUUCACUUCCACGUACGCUGUCAUGAUUGGCUUGCAGACAUCAAAUACUGCAGGGUACACCAAAAAGUCGGUCACAGCAGCUGGAUUCUUCUUAGGCUAUUGUAUGGGCAACUUUACUGGCCCUCUUCUAUUCAAGCCUCAAGACGCUCCAAACUAUAAUCCCGGGUUUCUGGCCAUCACCAUUACAACAAUCGUGGUUGCUGUAUUGCCAAUUGUAUACCGAUUCCAAUGUCUCUAUGAGAACAAAAAGCGCGACGCAGCUGGCAUUCGCGAAGCAUAUGACCAUGCGUAUGAAGAUGACUGCACGGACGUGAAGGUAAGUUGCUCCCAAGACGUUAAGCUGGUUUGA